CUAAAAGUUGAAUCGCAAGCGCCUUACUUAAUUUUUUACGGAACAGCAUGACCGUAUCUUGGAUAGAUGAACUAAGUAAUGAUCCAGCGUCACUUCCUCCUAUCGAGGAGAAAUUUGAUCCUGAACGGAAUAUUAAAACUACUAUUCGAUAUUUUUACAAUGAAGAUGGUGAUUUAAUCAAAGAAACCAAAGAGUAUAGCAGAGAGAAGCGUGUCGUUGCUUCUCAAGUAGCAGAAAGAAAAAAGUGGAAAAAAUUUGGUGCUUCAAAAUCUGAUCCUCAAGGUGGAAGUAUAGCUAAUACCUAUCCGGCUGAUAUUGUUACAAUGCAAAUUGUUCAGUUAAGACAGCCAGAACAAGAGCAAAAGAGACAAGAAGAAUUGAAUGUGAAAGUUAAACUCGGAGAACCAGUGGUUAUUUGCAGUUAUUGUAAGGGUGGGCAUUUCACACGUACCUGUCCAUAUAAAAAUGAUAUGGAAGCAAUGCAGUUGUUGCAAGAACAACUUCGGGCUAAAACUGAACCUGCAGAAGAAUCUGCUAAAGAACCACAAAUCGAUCGCCCUGGACGUUACAUCCCACCAUCUCUACGUGGUGAUGCAGCUGCAACAGGCACUAGCAUGUCUUCAGAAAAGCGUCCAUUUGAUGGAAACACAGUGCGUGUUACGAAUCUACCUCCGGAUACAACUGCAGAUGACCUUAAGGCGUUAUUCAGUUCAUUUGGUCAUGUGAUGCGUAUCUAUCCCGCAAAGGAUAAAUUAACUCAACAAAAUAGGGGUUUCGCAUUCAUAUCGUACGAAACAGCAGAUCAAGCGAAAAAUGCAAUUUAUGGUGUUAAUGGUCUUCGGCAUAACCAUGUCGUACUAAAAGUUGAUUGGGCUAAGCUACGUAAACUGCUGAUUCAGUAGGUACUAUUGCUCACCAGUUGCAAUGGGACUGGUAAUAACAAUGUAGCCUGUCGUCUUCACGAUUAUUGAGCCAAGUAUGUCACUCUCUUAUCCUAACUGAUACUUUGUUCAUAUCUGGUGGUCCUUUUGUUUAGCGGCAUUUAAAGAUCUUUUGUUGUUUAGUACUUACAUUUACCCUCUGUUUGUUAUUUUCAAUUGCUUUUUACAAUUCUAUUCGGUGGUAUCGUAUCAGUUACCGAUGGCUGGGGUUGGCAACACCUCAGCUUCACACUCUGUAGGCAUGUAGAUUAUCUGCUUUUUCUCCCAUGUAGAAGUACAGUCCACCAGAAAAUACUUAGAGGAAGACUUCAACUGGCCUGGAUGAUCCAGCAGCGAACACAUUUGAUUCCCUUCAAAGUGUCGCACUUAUUGACCAGAGGAAGUACUCACCAACACCAUGUAAUGUGUCUGUAAUAAGAUACAAAACGCGUUUUCUAGGCCAGCGAGAAAUUACAUAGCUCAGAUUGUUAGUCUACUGGGUAGCAGGCCAACUAUAACUUACUAUGAUUCCUGUUUGGUGUUGUCGCACACCAUCGACAUUAAGCUUAGAACUUUCACUACUUGAAAGACCUCCAAAAUGUGAAAGUCUUCUUGUUAUUAUAACAUGUGCUUGAUGUCAACUUCACAGUGUGCUGGGCAUCUAUCAGUUCAGACAUAUCUUACCCCCGCUAAGAACAUAAGCAUCGCUCUGUAUCUUAUUUCUCCUAACCUUAGACUUUACUGUGAUAGAGAUGUUGUAGGCUGUUCAUUUCUAGAGUCAAUGUGUUGUCCUGCUUUGAAAAACCUAUGAAUAGUAACACUCAAUACUGUCGCAGGGACUAGCCUAUCUAUAGUGGGUUUAACGUGGCCAAAAUAGUAUCCAGGUCUGGUCUUCAGGUUCUUCUUACUUAACCCUCCAUCCUUAUGGGAAAUAGAGGAUCGGCUCAGGUAGAUUAUCUUUGUUAGAAGCGGGAGUAUUUUUCCCCUGUUGAAAGUCAAACAUUUCCCGCGGAUAUCUUUCUGCUCCUCAUACGGACGAUAUUCACAUGCAGUUGCUUUCUAUACACUCUACAUAUGUAUGAUUGUUUGUAGCAAAUUGAAAGGUUAACUUACAUACAUCAAGACUUGGUGACAGCUGCAGGUAUAUGAUAGAUAUCAACUGAUUGGUAUUUUGCAAACGUACUUAACAAAGGGUUAUGUUUUCCGUAAAUAUUAUACAUCAAUACAUCGAAUAAUGUUAGAGAAUUAGAAACUUUAAAAAUAUUUAUUUGAAGGUAACCUUGUCGACUUAAAAUACGCAGAAACAAGAUUUUUAGUUGAACUCAGAAAAUGAUUUUCCCUGGAGCACAAACAAUGUUUAUAACCAGUUGUGAUUUUAGAUUGCAAUAAGGCAAGUGACAGGGGGAGGAACACUCAAAUAACAAAAUAAAUCAACAACUUUAUUAGAAAAACCGGGACGAUAUGAUAGUAGAGAGUAUGUUGCGUGUGGAAGUUUAGCCUAACCACCGGCUUUUUCUCUGCAUCAAGAUUUUGUCCUUUCGUUUAAAGACAAGUUUCUUCAAAUCCAAGCAAUUUCUAGUUAUGCUGCUUGAAAUAAUAGAGAAAAUUUGUUACUCAGGUGGAUGAUUUGAAGUUAGUUGUGUUCUCUAAGCUGGUUGGCCUUAACUGCAAAGAACUUUCAAAUUCCAAGUCAAGAGAAAAUGUUCAAUACAGAUGUAAAUCGACUACCAUUCACGAAUAUGGUUGCCAGGAGAAACAAUUCUAUCAAUCGCGGAGAAUUUAAGUUAGUUCAUUUUAUGCUAAAACAUGCGUUGAAGUAAGGUGUUGUCCAGAAGGGGGGCGACGAAAGCUCCACAAUAAAAAUCAACAAACUCAGAGAACACGACUAAUUCCAAGUUAUUCUGCUUAUUAAUGACUACAAAACUUUAGUUAACGGUUAUAUUAUGACCAAUGUCGGGUUUGUUACCUGUGGUCAGACAUAUUAGGUUAGUUGAUAGCUGCUUUGGAUAGACUUCAUCAACACAACGACUUUACACCGUAUACGUUACUUACUUACUUUUACUAGCAGAUGUGAAUCAGUAUAGAAAUUUUGAUUUGGUAAAGAUUUUGCCCCCCCUCCCUCCUUUCUCCGUUUUUUGUGCUACUAUUGUGGUUGUGUUUACAGGUGCAAUCUCGGCUGCACAGACCAGUUGUACCCCCGUCAUCUAAACAACUAUUUGUCAGUCGAGUGGUUUUAUCUUUCCUGAGUGGUAACUCAUAAUAUACCUUCAUCUUGAUAACUGUCUCAUUCUACUGGCGGUUCAUUUUAUGGAAUACUUCUUGAUAAAUGUCAAAAAUGAGAAAGGUACUGACUAAACUCUUGUACUGCGCUGAAUAGAAUUGAUACGUUCAGACAGAGCUUCCAAUUAAAAUAGGAUCAGUUUUCAGGAGAUUGAAAAAAGUUGGUGUCGAUUUCAGGAAUAAAUGAUCAUCACGAGAUCCUAGUCGGAAAACGGUUCACUGGUUUAAGCGAUCAAUUUGUAGUUAUUAAGUUAAAGGUUGACUACAUUCAACUACUAUAUGACAAUGCCACAUGUCAGUCAGGUGAUCCACAACGGAAAACUAAGCGAGGCGUUCGAAGUACACAUAGGAGUAAGACAAGGCUGCUUAUUAUCAC
Molecule: messenger RNA, 3576 nt
Organism: Trichobilharzia regenti
Lineage: Eukaryota; Metazoa; Platyhelminthes; Trematoda; Strigeidida; Schistosomatidae
Source: the annotation of a GenBank genome assembly